Podospora pseudocomata is the source of this 396-nucleotide messenger RNA. RefSeq lists its product as uncharacterized. Lineage: Eukaryota; Fungi; Ascomycota; Sordariomycetes; Sordariales; Podosporaceae. The record is from RefSeq and is a predicted model, not a curated record. The transcript has 2 exons. The coding region runs from base 10 to 396 and encodes 128 amino acids.
UCCCCAUCCAUGCCCCAUGUUCCCUCCACCACCCGCUUGUCCCCCGUCUCCGCCAGCUCUUUCCUUCCUCACAUCACAGCCGGCUAUCUUCAAUAUCCCUUCACCUCGUUGCCGCCUCCGCGUGUCGGCCCCAAUUCCUCACCACAACCUGGAAACUCUCCGAUUUUCACACGACCUCUCAUUUCUUCCCGGCGCACGCUGCUCAAGCUCGCAGCACCUGGUGCGAAAUACCUUGAAACAGAUCAUAGCCUCCACUGCUGGGCGAGAGUCGCUGGCAUGAUUGCAGCUGUUGCACGCAAUUUUGAACCGACAAAACAGAGCAACUGCGCGUGUAGUUCUUACCAUAACUUCACUUCCGGCGCCCCAUGUUCUAAUACACAAUCCCACCACGAUUAA